This is a messenger RNA of Magallana angulata, 2343 nucleotides long. Its product is annotated as multiple epidermal growth factor-like domains protein 10. The coding region runs from base 11 to 2227 and encodes 738 amino acids. The record is from RefSeq and is a predicted model, not a curated record. The transcript is spliced from 16 exons. Lineage: Eukaryota; Metazoa; Mollusca; Bivalvia; Ostreida; Ostreidae. Gene Ontology annotation, molecular function: scavenger receptor activity.
GUGGCAAAACAUGGCCACGGCCACGAAAGUUGCUCAAUGUGUUGUGAUUCUUCUUCUGCUUAAUAGCAUGUCCGUACUGAGUUAUUUACAGUUUGUAGUUCCUGGUGUAACAGAGGCUGAGAGUAGUAAGACUCAUGUUUCCAAUUUAUCAUCCGGGCUAUACCCUUACUUCUCAAACAGGACCGUGGAUGGAAACUUCAGUCAAAAAAUAUUAGCCUGCUUACACACAGCUGAUGAGUCAGGUAUCAGAGAGGCAUGGCUACGAAUCGAUCUACAAAUCGUAAGAAGUAUCAAGUCUGUGAAAUUCUGGUACAGGAAUGACAGAGGCCAUCCACAUACGAGCACAAUACGUUUGCGAGGGUACAGUAUUCGUGUAUCAAACACAUCAGACGUAUUUCCUGGUAAUUCAACAGAUGUGUGUUUCACUCAUGAUAGCUCACCAAUGUCGCAAACUAUCAUUCAGGAAGACUGUAAGAGAACAACAAGAUAUAUAUGGUUUUAUCAGCCGCAUGGAAGAGACUCGAGAAAUAGUGCUCCAAUUUUGGAAAUAUGCGAAGUAGAGAUUUUCGGUUGUAAUACAGGAUCAUAUGGCGUUAACUGCUCAAAAACAUGCGGCCAUUGUAAUAAUAGUGAAACCUGUGAUAUUGACACAGGGGAAUGUGAUGAUAAUGGGUGUGCACUUCCGGGUUUGCGUCCACCAAUAUGUGAUGAAUGUAGAUUUGGAUCAUACGGAUCUAACUGUAGUCUUAAUUGCAGUUCGUACUGUCAAAAUAAAACUUGUGACCGUUCAUCUGGAGAGUGCCUGCAUGGGUGUAAACCUGGAUAUCAAAUGCCCAAUUGUGUCAUACCUUGUACGGCCGGACAUUAUGGAGAUAAUUGCACCAAGACAUGUGGAAACUGUUUAGAUGAUAAGACAUGUAACAAUGUCAACGGUACCUGUACAGAUGGAUGCAAAGAGGGGUUUAAAGGGGAUCUUUGCAUAACAAAUUGCAGUGAGUCUUUUGAAUACGGACAAAACUGUCAGAACCGAUGUAGCUAUCACUGUUACAACAACGACACUUGUGACCCUAUCUUCGGAAACUGUAGCAGAUGCGCUUCCGGUUAUCGAAAUGCAAAGUGUGAUGAAAAAUGCAAUAAUGGAACUUAUGGAGAGAAUUGUACGUACCAAUGUGGGAAAUGUCUUGAUGCAGUGACUUGUAACCACGUUAAUGGCACGUGCCCUAAGGGAUGUAAACCUGGAUGGCAGAACACAGAAAAGUGUGAUAAACAAUGCAAUAAUGGAACUUAUGGAGAGAAUUGUACGUACCAAUGUGGGGAAUGUCUUAAUGCAGUGACUUGUAACCACGUUAAUGGAACGUGCCCUAAGGGAUGUAAACCUGGAUGGCAGAACACAGACAAGUGUGAUAAACAAUGCAGUACUUAUGAAUACGGACAAAACUGUCAGAACCGAUGUAGCUAUCACUGUUACAACAACGACACUUGUGACCCUAUCUUCGGAAACUGUAGCAGAUGCGCUUCCGGUUAUCAAAAUGCAAAGUGUGAUGAAAAAUGCAAUAAUGGAACUUAUGGAGAGAAUUGUACGUACCAAUGUGGGGAAUGUCUUAAUGCAGUGACUUGUAACCACGUUAAUGGAACGUGCCCUAAGGGAUGUAAACCUGGAUGGCAGAACACAGACAAGUGUGAUAAACAAUGCAAUAAUGGAACUUAUGGAGAGAAUUGUACGUACCAAUGUGGGGCCUGUCUUAAUGCAGUGACUUGUAACCACAUUAAUGGCACGUGCCCUAAAGGAUGUAAACCUGGAUGGCAGACCACAGACAAGUGUGAUAAACCUUGUCGAAAUGGUACAUUUGGAAUCAAUUGCAUGUAUAACUGCAGUGGAAACUGUGAGAAAAAUGACACUUGUGACAGGAGAAACGGAGCAUGCGUUAAUUGUGCUCCUGGAUGGGAAAAUCAACAUUGUAACAAAACUUGCGAUGUUGGAUCGUACGGUUCAAACUGUGAUAAAGCAUGUGGACGUUGUCUCGGGGCUGGCAAUUGUUCCUUAACUGAUGGAAAUUGUUUAGGUGGCUGUCAGGAAGGUUUCACAGGAGAUAAUUGUCAUGAAAGAAUACAGAAUUUACAUAACACACCUGAUGCCGCAGUCAUCGCCGCCCCUGUCGUCGCCACUGUUGUGCUGAUAACAGUCAUCGUAGUUGUUGUCAUCUUAAGAAAAAGACAACCUUCUUAAAAGAAUAAAAAGAAGGAGAACUGUGUGCAAUUGCAGGCGAUUCCAGAACAAGGUCUGACAACUAAAUAAAGCAACUUUAAUUUCCAAUUUUUAUUGUAUUUUUACUAUAAAAUUAU